Zingiber officinale is the source of this 522-nucleotide messenger RNA. Its product is annotated as WAT1-related protein At5g07050-like. Gene Ontology annotation, molecular function: transmembrane transporter activity. NCBI's taxonomy places the organism in Eukaryota, Viridiplantae, Streptophyta, Magnoliopsida, Zingiberales, Zingiberaceae. The transcript has 3 exons. The record is from RefSeq and is a predicted model, not a curated record. Gene Ontology annotation, cellular component: plasma membrane. The coding region runs from base 1 to 522 and encodes 173 amino acids.
AUGGCCUCUGUGAAAGCAUGUGCUCCAUACUUCUAUAUGAUUGUGUCCCAGUUCGCGUAUGCUGGAUCCAGCAUCAUCGACAAGCUUGCAUUAGGUCAAGGACUAAGUGCACUUGUCUUCGUAGUGUACAGGCACCUUAUUUCCAUGCUCAUCUUGGCUCCUCUUGCUUAUGUGCUCGAAAGGAAUCGAAGACCCAGCUUCUCAUUUGGUGUCAUGCUAAAAAUAUUCAUUCUUGCUAUGUUGGGUAUAACAAUUCAGCAAAAUGUAUACUAUGUUGGACUCCAUCUCAUUUCUCCAACUGUUGCCAGUGCCUUGGGCAAUGUCAUUCCUGCUUUUACUUUCUUAUUGGCAAUUGUAUUGAGGAUGGAAAAGCUCAACUUGAAGACUGUAAGAGGGAAGGCCAAGCUUGCAGGGGCCAUCUUUUGCAUCACUGGUGCCCUGAUCUUCACAUUUUGGAAAGGUCAUUUUGUUGGGGGCCUUUGUUACUUCACCUAUGAUCCAACUUCAUUUCGAAAGUCCUGA